CACGCAGCGGCGGCCGCCGCCCUCCUUAGCCGCGGAGGAUGCCUCCAACAGACGCCCGCCUCCCUUACCCGCAGCCGCGCUGCCGUUCGUCGCAGCCUGGGACGCCAUCGCGGAGGACGCCGCCGCCGCGCACUGUCCGUCCAUCGCCGCCAUCAUAUCCUGCGCUCUCUCGCGAAGCUACCACCGCGCCGCCGCCGCCGCCGCAUUGCACCAUCACCAUCCACGCCCUGGCCAUGUCCUUCUUAUAAGGUUUCUUAGGCUGUAGACACAAUAGUUAUUAUAUUCAAGGAGUAUUAUGCUGAACAAAGAGACAUUGACAGGAACUGACAAAGUUGAGAUCAACCAACAGAGAAGGCAUAGAUAAGUCAUUUCUGCAACAAGAAGGAACGGAUAAGUCAGUGCCUGAGCGGAAAGAGAGGGAAGAAGGGAAGAGAAAGACACAAUGGGCUUCCAAGGAUGCUUGAAGAUGCGUCUGGCAUAUGAUCCAGGUACAUGCAUUAGUUAACUGUUGACCGAUCACAUGCCAGGAAAAGAAGGAUGAAAGGUACUAAGGUAGUAAUAGAAAACAAUUGUUGGCACAGAACGUGCUUAUUGACAGGAAAGGAAGAACUUUACAUCACUUUUGAGCUUAAUUUUUUUUAUGGGGAAACUUAGGGGAAGUCUACAGAAGACAGGAAACUGCUCAAAUCUCGUUAUAUACUGGGCCUUUUAUACCAAGAAUAUUCAGGCUUACGAAACCAAUGUUGAUUCUCAAAUCUUAGGUUUGACAAAUGAGAGGGACAACUGCUAGGUGAUGAUCAAGUGAUGGAAUCAGCAGCAAAUAGGAAUGGAGGCAAGAUUACUUCCAACACAGAACAACACACCUCGGCCAUUGUAACAUUUCUUGGAUGAAGUGAUUUCUAAUCAAACAAUUUUGUCCACAUAAAUAUUGUUAGAUAGCUAGCGUUUGUGUAGUAGUUCCAUCAUUAUUUGUAAUCAAAUGUACGCAGAGUUUGCAGAAGCUAGGGAAGAAAGGGUACCUACUUGCUUGAGAAAACUGCAUUGGAUUACGAUGAUGAUGACACUGCUCUUGAAGACAUGCCUAUUGCAAUUGAAACGGACAAAGCUAAAACCCAACACUAUGAGUUGCCGACCACGUUCUUCAAGCUAGUUCUUGGAAGAAACCUCAAAUACAGUUCCUGCUACUUCCCUGAUGAUUCAAGCACCCUAGAAGAUGCUGAGGUUGCAAUGAUGGAACUCUAUUGUAAGAGGGCACAGAUUCAAGAUGGGCAAAGCAUCCUUGACGUGGGAUGCGGAUGGGGAUCCCUUUCUCUGUACAUAGCAAAGAAACAUAAGAAUUGCAGCGUUACAGGGAUAUGCAACUCAACAACACAGAAGGCUUUUAUUGAAGAGAAGUGUAGGGAAAAUGAGCUAUCAAAUGUUGAGAUAAUUGUGGCAGACAUCAGCAAAUUUGAGAUGGAGCGUUCUUUUGACAGGAUCAUAUCCAUAGAGAUGUUUGAGCAUAUGAAAAACUACAAGGCCCUUCUUAAGAAGAUAUCCAUGUGGAUGAAAGAGGACAGCUUAUUAUUUGUCCACUACUUCUGCCACAAGACAUUUGCGUACCACUUUGAGGACAAUAAUGAUGAUGAUUGGAUCACAAGAUAUUUCUUCACUGGAGGAACAAUGCCAUCCGCAAACCUUCUGCUCUACUUUCAGGAAGAUGUAUCUGUGGUCAAUCAUUGGCUUGUCAGUGGCACACAUUAUGCUAGAACAAGUGAGGAGUGGCUGAAGCGCAUGGACAAGAACAUCACGUUCAUAAAGCCAAUCUUUGAAAAAACUUAUGGGAAGGAAUCUGCUACCAAAUGGAUUGCUUAUUGGCGUACAUUCUUCAUCUCAGUUGCUGAACUUUUCGGAUACAACAAUGGCGAUGAAUGGAUGGUUGCACACCACUUGUUCCGGAAGAAAUAAAAGCUACUAGUAGAUGUGUCGAGAAGCAUCCAUCAUGGAGUUUAUAUCUAGGCUGCAUUUGGUAUUGUGGUGGAUUCUCGUAAUCCUAUUUGCCCCACCCGCUUUUAUCUAUUUUAUUAUUUGGCUGAGGCUGACAAAUUUCUUCUGCUUUUGUGUGUAGUUUCCAUAACAGAUUGUAAAAUAAGUUCAGCACAACAUAGUUUGGAAACGCAAACUGAGCCCUAGUAUUACUGCUUCCCAUGUACCUGAAUGAGCAGUUCAUUUACUUGAAUUCAGUUGUAGUAUGAUGUAUUUGACUGAACCUCCCCUCGUAAUUAUGUUUUGUGUCUGCAGUGUGUAA
Molecule: messenger RNA, 2287 nt
Organism: Brachypodium distachyon (stiff brome)
Lineage: Eukaryota; Viridiplantae; Streptophyta; Magnoliopsida; Poales; Poaceae
Product: (S)-coclaurine N-methyltransferase
Exons: 13
Coding region: 1078-1947 (289 amino acids)
Source: RefSeq, a predicted model, not a curated record